ACUUUGUGUUUGGACUCCUCUAAGUCAGAUGUGAAACCGUCUCUAGACGUUGCCUACAUACUGUAGUACCAUGAAGGACGGGUGCCCAGGCAAUUUUCAGCUGCCCCUGUUCUUUUAGUGGGGUUGUGUUAGAUGAAUUAGAGUGGGAAUAGAUGUCUGUGCUGACCUACACAACAGUCUCUAGCUAUUUAAAGUUCAGCUUAAAUCAAAUGAAAUUCUUCAGAUAGUCUAGUCCCAUCCCAAAGACCUGUGUGGUAAGAGAGUCACAUGGACACAGAAUGUUGUCAUUAUUGACAUGGCUAGAGCUGGAGGACAGCUUUACCCGUGGGUCUAAGGCUUGGUCUUACUAUUAUCUCGGCCUCUCAGUUCUCCCCCACAAAACCUUUCUCUUCAUACAGGGGUCACUCACCAAUCAGUGGCCGAUCCUAGCUUGAAUUGGUGGCUGUCAAGCAAGACCGUGAAAAAUGGAAGCUGUGAGGCCCCUUCCAGCCUCGAUCUGUAAGUCAAAUCCUUUUUUUCUUGUUGGUCAGUUUAUGACACAUGAUCAGUCUGGAUCCACUAGGAGGAAAACAAGCUCUAUCUCUUGGUGAAGGAGUGACCCUGCAAACGGUAUGCCCUAUGGGAGGGAUUGUUGGGUCAUGUUUGACACCACUCCCCCAUCCCCACCCCCCAUACUGGAGAGCAGACCCAUGGCUUUGCAAAUGUUAGACAAGCACUACCACUGAGGGGCACCCUCAGCUCUGGCCAUCCUUGGAAAUGGUCUGCCAUAUCAGGUAGAAGACGAGAGAGUCUGUUGGUGGGAAUGGAAAGAAAGGGAUGGAAUGACAGAUGAAGCAACUUAACAGAAGGCUUGCUAGGCUUGGUGUCGCACGCCUUCAGUCCCAGCACUCGGGAGAUGGAGACAGGUCCCACCUCCACUGGAGACCCCAAGACAGCAUGCCUCCCAAGAAGCCUGAGCCCAAGAAGGAGGCUGCCAAGCCAGCCACAGCCCCUGCUCCAGCCCCGGCCCCGGCUCCUGAGCCCCUCAAGGACUCUGCCUUUGACCCUAAGAGUGUGAAGAUAGACUUCAGUGCCGACCAGAUCGAAGAGUUCAAAGAGGCCUUUUCGUUGUUUGACCGAACUCCGACUGGAGAGAUGAAGAUCACCUUUGGGCAGUGUGGGGACGUGCUGCGGGCCCUGGGCCAGAACCCCACCAAUGCAGAGGUGCUACGUGUUUUGGGCAAACCCAAGCCUGAAGAGAUGAGUUCCAAGACACUGGACUUCGAGAUGUUCCUGCCCAUCCUGCAGCACAUCUCCCGCAACAAGGAGCAGGGUACCUAUGAGGACUUCGUGGAGGGGCUGCGGGUCUUCGACAAAGAGAGCAAUGGCACCGUCAUGGGGGCUGAACUUCGGCACGUCCUCGCUACUCUGGGAGAGAAGAUGAGUGAGGCGGAGGUGGAACAGCUGUUGUCUGGGCAGGAGGAUGCAAAUGGCUGCAUCAAUUAUGAAGCCUUUGUCAAGCACAUCAUGUCCGGGUAAAGCCAGAUUUCUCCAGGGUGCUUGUCCCUGAGUGAGCAAGGGAGAGACCCAUGGUGGCUGUCACAGAAUCUUGGACUCACACCACGUCACAGCUCUAUAAUCUCUCAGACCUACAACCCUCCCUGCAAAUAAAGAGCCCAGCACCGAGUCUCACCAAUCCCUGGGCUGUUUUUAAAACCUA
This is a messenger RNA of Peromyscus eremicus (cactus mouse), 1699 nucleotides long. It is a transcript of the gene Myl4, whose product is annotated as myosin light chain 4. The record is from RefSeq and is a predicted model, not a curated record. Gene Ontology annotation, cellular component: myosin II complex. NCBI's taxonomy places the organism in Eukaryota, Metazoa, Chordata, Mammalia, Rodentia, Cricetidae. The transcript has 9 exons. Gene Ontology annotation, molecular function: calcium ion binding. Bases 829 to 1518 code for a protein of 229 amino acids.